This is a messenger RNA of Nelumbo nucifera (sacred lotus), 570 nucleotides long. Lineage: Eukaryota; Viridiplantae; Streptophyta; Magnoliopsida; Proteales; Nelumbonaceae. The record is from RefSeq and is a predicted model, not a curated record.
AUGGUAUUCUCGUCUCAGCUCUCAUCUCCUCCUAGUGGGUUUUGCAUGUCAGCCGCCUAUGUUCUUGGCAUACUCCUUACUGGCUCCUCACUGUUUGCACUUGAUGCCUUUGUUUCUUCUUUGGGUCGGACCUUUUCCUUGAAAGAUCUUGAUCCAGCACACUAUUUCCUUGUCAUGGAGAUUACAGCUCAACCUCAUGGCAUUAUUCUCACUCAAUGGCAGUACAUCUUGGAUCUCCUGAAGCGUGCUAGCAUGGCUAAGGCCAAACCUCUCACUUCCCCUAUGGCUAUGAACUCUAAGCUUUCUAUGGUCGGUGGUGACUCUCUCUCAGAUCCCUUGGAGUAUUGGAAUAUUGUUGUAUUAGAGUAUCUUUGGUGCACUCCGAUAUCUUAUUAUUACACUGCCAGAUAUCUUGUUCUCCAUCAACAAAGUUUGUCAGUUUCUUCACUCUCCGACAAGGCCACUAUGAAAUGGAUCGUACGGUACCUCAAGAACACAAUCGAUCGUGGACGCCAUUUCUACUCCACUUCAGCUCUGCUCACUCUUCAGGCUUUCUCUGAUGCUGAUUAG